CAUGGGGACCUGGAUGCUGACGAAGGCUCGCGAGGCUGUGAGCAGCCACAGUGCCCUGCUCAGAAGCCCCAAGCUCGUCAGUCAGUCGAGCCAGUUCUCCGUUUGCACUCGGCAGCACGGGCAGGCGAGUGGCUCCUAGUUCUAGGAGCAGAACAGCAGUGCCCCAGUCCUGGUGCCCCAACCCCGAGCCUCGCCUGCCUGCCCUGCGCCAGCAUGGCCACCAUCACCUGCACCCGAUUCACAGAAGAGUACCAGCUCUUUGAAGAACUGGGAAAGGGAGCCUUCUCCGUCGUGCGCAGGUGUGUGAAGGUGCUGGCUGGCCAGGAGUAUGCUGCCAAGAUCAUAAACACCAAGAAGCUCUCAGCCAGAGACCAUCAGAAGCUGGAGCGCGAGGCCCGCAUCUGCCGCCUGCUGAAGCAUCCCAACAUCGUCCGGCUCCAUGACAGCAUCUCUGAGGAGGGCCACCACUACCUGAUCUUCGACCUAGUCACUGGUGGGGAGCUGUUUGAGGACAUCGUGGCCCGGGAGUAUUACAGUGAGGCAGAUGCCAGUCACUGCAUCCAGCAGAUCCUGGAGGCUGUGCUGCACUGCCACCAGAUGGGGGUGGUGCACCGGGACCUGAAGCCGGAGAAUCUGCUGCUGGCCUCCAAGCUCAAGGGUGCUGCCGUGAAACUGGCUGACUUUGGCUUGGCCAUCGAGGUGGAGGGGGAGCAGCAGGCAUGGUUUGGGUUCGCAGGGACACCUGGAUACCUCUCCCCAGAAGUGCUGCGGAAGGACCCAUAUGGGAAGCCUGUGGACCUGUGGGCCUGUGGGGUCAUCCUGUACAUCCUGUUGGUUGGGUACCCCCCCUUCUGGGAUGAGGACCAGCACCGUCUGUACCAGCAGAUCAAAGCUGGCGCCUAUGAUUUCCCAUCACCAGAAUGGGACACCGUCACUCCAGAAGCCAAGGAUCUGAUCAAUAAGAUGCUGACCAUUAAUCCUUCCAAACGAAUCACAGCUGCAGAGGCCCUCAAGCACCCCUGGAUCUCGCACCGGUCCACAGUGGCCUCCUGCAUGCACAGACAGGAGACGGUGGACUGCCUGAAGAAGUUCAACGCCAGGAGGAAACUCAAGGGAGCCAUCCUCACCACCAUGCUGGCCACCAGGAACUUCUCCGGAGGGAAGAGUGGAGGGAACAAGAAGAACGAUGGCGUGAAGAAAAGAAAGUCCAGUUCCAGCGUUCAGUUAAUGGAAUCUUCGGAGAGCACCAACACCACCAUUGAGGACGAAGACACCAAAGUGCGGAAACAGGAAAUUAUAAAAGUGACAGAACAGCUGAUUGAAGCCAUAAGCAAUGGAGAUUUUGAAUCCUACACGAAGAUGUGCGAUCCUGGGAUGACAGCCUUCGAACCCGAGGCCCUUGGGAACCUGGUGGAGGGCCUGGACUUCCAUCGAUUCUAUUUUGAAAACCUGUGGUCCCGGAACAGCAAGCCUGUGCACACCACCAUCCUGAACCCCCACAUCCACCUGAUGGGCGAUGAGUCGGCCUGCAUCGCCUACAUCCGCAUCACGCAGUACCUGGACGCCGGAGGCAUCCCCCGUACCGCUCAGUCAGAGGAGACCCGUGUCUGGCACCGCAGGGAUGGCAAAUGGCAGAUCGUCCACUUCCACAGAUCUGGGGCACCCUCCGUCCUGCCCCAUUGAAGAACCAGGCCGGGGUCACUGCACUGCUGUCGCAGGGAUCCACUCUUUGUCCAUGGAAUGUGCUGCUGGCUCUCCCACUGGAUUUUGCUGGAAUUCUCCCCACCACGUUACCCCAACACCACCACUGUCACUUCUGCACCUGCAUCAAGGAACCCUGCUUGUUCACAAAAGCCAUCACAAGUUCACAGCAAAUGGCCAAACCUCCCCACCCACCUCCCUUGUUCCCUCCCUGCCAGGACAGGACUGCUCAGGCUUGGGUACCCAGGGUGCUGGCCCAGAGACCCCCGACCUCCACCCAGCUGUCGUGAACCCCAUCUGGCCCUGGCUAUAGGCUAGACCACCUCAGCUGUGGGUUCACCAGGGCAGGAGAAGGAGGGGUACACGGCACAGAUGGCUGACCUUCUCCUGGAUCUUAUCUUUUCUGGGGUCCCUGGGGAAGGGCAGAUGAACCCCCAAAACUCCCCCAAGCUAAUCUUCCUGUGGGAGAGGGUAAGAGAGGAGCAGAUACCAGGAGCCCCUUGUCUCGAACUGCUGCCCCAAUUUCCCCACGCCCACACUGGCCUCGUGGUGUCUGCUCACCCUUCCUGCCUGCUGCUCACCACCUGCCGCGCACCACAGUGUGGGGAGCUCGACCUCUCCUCAGCUGUCCCCACUGCAGCCCUCCGGCACUGAUGCGCUCACCCACCUUCCAGUCCAUUGACUCUGGAGAAUUCCAGCUCCAUCCAGUCUGAGAGAAGGAAUCUGAUCGUGUUUCAGGGGCAAAAGAAAACACCGUUUAGGUAUCUCUUCUACUUGGACAGCAUGCCUUUUUAUAGCCAAAAUUCUGUGUAUUUCGUAAAUGGAUUUCAUGUUAAUGGAUAUUUAUGUAAUAACUAGACCUCUCAAAUUAUUGUGAGGAGGGUUGGGUUGGGAAGAGGGCUUGGAAGAAGGAAUGAGGGGUAGUUUUUAUUUUGUUCUACUUUAUUUUAUUUUAUUUUUUUACAUUUCUGAGGUGGACCUUGCCCCUGGGGUUAUCUGGGGACUUGACCCCAGGACACACGGCGCCCUCUGCCGUUGCUUUACCAUGGUCCUGAGGUAAGCUGGUGCAGGGCUUCCUGCCAGGACCGAGGAAGCAUCAGGAGCUGGAGUGACCUAGAAGUGGCAAGGCAGGAGAGGGAGGGGUGGUCAGGAUGGAGGUAUCUGGGCUCGGUUUUGCUUCUCUCACAAGGUGGGGUCCUAUGCCUGCCCCUCCCAGGGCUUCAUUCCUCCAUGUCUGGGUGCCACCCCCGGCCCCCAGCUCAAGUCACCAUCUCUCGUCCCCCCUUGGCCUCUGUUGGGUUUCUGCUCUUCGCACCUCAUGCUGCACUUGAGGUUUGCAGCCUCCCCUUCUCCCUCUUGUCCUCUGCCCCUGGGGUUGGCCCGAUGUGGAAUGCCUUGGCCCAUCCGCAAGGAUCUCCUGUCUGCAGUUUUUUUUGCAUGACUUUAUAUGCAGUAAGUAUGUUGAAAAAAAAAAAAAAAAAAGAAAAACAUUCAACAAAUCAAUCUACAUGUUUUGGACAAAAAACUAAGAAUAAUAGAGGUUGUAUUCUCAAUGUCCGACUUGGAAUUAUGUCGCUGCCUCUCUGUGCUUUUGGCCUCUGUGUGGCCGUGUUUUGCCAGCAUGAGAUACUGUCCCCUCUGGAGGAUUUUAGGGGAGGAAGAGACACAUCCCCAAGGGUUUGGAGACAGCUCUGGCUCCCCUGACCCUCCUGGGUAUUUUUUGGAGCAGAAUUGGUGGGAAUGUUUAAUCCAGACCUUUCUGAGCUUCACCUCAUCACGAGCUGUCUGUUGGACUCUUCUCAAGUCCUGCUGCCCAGGGACAGGUGAGACAGGCCAGGCUGCAGGCCCAGGAAAGUGGCCGCCCAGGCCUCUGGUUUUUAAGCUGGCCCAUCACUGGCCUCUGUCCUCGGCAGAGACCCUGCUUCCCAGGCCCGAGGGUGGGUUCUUGGCCCAACCCCGGCCCAGAGGGCUCCUCAGUGAGGCCCAGUGAUCCUACUGCCCCAGCAGAAAAAUCACCUGUCCCUCUGCAACCUGCCAGUUCCGUAGCCAUCCCCAGCCAAAGGUGAGGGCACAGCUUCACCAGGGGAUGCUACAAUCACCGAGCAAGGUCUAGUCCCUUCCUCAGCCUCACUUUCUCCAUCAGUUAAAGGCAGGUUAAGUGUCCCUACCUAGGCUGAUGGAAGAUCAAAUGGAUGGAGAGCAUGAAGCCCAAUACACCUGUGAGAAUUUAUAGGGCUUGCCAUUGACUGGUGUCCCGCUUGCUUCUAGGCCUGGCCAGUCCCCAUCCUCUGCCCUGUAGGCCCUUCUUUCUCCUCCUCAAUGCCUGCCCGCUGCUUUUCAGCUGUGGACUGCAGGGAAAGAAGAAAUGGCUGCAGGGCUUGCAGGCUUUGGCUCCCAGCACUGACUAGACUUGCUGUAUGACCUUGGGUGAAUCCUCUCCCCUCUGGACCUUGGUUUCUUCAUCAGAGGAAACUGAGCUGAAGGACCCCAAUGUCCUUUCCCUGGCUGGUGCACCACUUGUCUACUGUGUGCCUCUCACGGGCUAGAGAAUUAGAGGCAGGUCCCUACUGCAGACUAAGGUGGCCCCACUGCACAGGCCACUCCUGGGGUAGGCAGUCACCUGGCGUCUGCCCAGGCACCACAGUGACCCUUAGGCAACAGGCAGGAGACACUGGCAGGAAAAACUACCCAGAGCCCAACCUCACCAGAUAAGCUCUGUGCUCCUCGUAAACACCCUUUAGAUGCAAAAAAUCCAGACCUGAGUCAAAACCCAGGCUCCAGCAUGCAACUCCGUUUACAGGAAAGUGCUCUACUAGUUUGCGCUACUGCAGCGCAAAUCCUGACCCAGGGCCUCCAGUCUCCCUUUAAAGGGAGCCCUUUGGGGGAUGUGUUUGCCAGACUCCCCAUGCUGGUUUCUUUGUUAUUAUUUGUUUGGGGUUUUGUUUCAGUUCUUUCUUUGUUUUGUUUUUCUAAAAACAUGUGGCUGUGAACUUGAAUGACCACUGCUCAAAACUUCUGCUAUUGGGGGGUGGGAGGGAAGAAAGGGUGUCUGUUUUAUUCUUGGUGUUUUCAGUGCAAUAAAUAGCUACAAAAUCCUG
Messenger RNA from Octodon degus (degu), 4799 nucleotides. It is a transcript of the gene Camk2a, whose product is annotated as calcium/calmodulin dependent protein kinase II alpha. NCBI's taxonomy places the organism in Eukaryota, Metazoa, Chordata, Mammalia, Rodentia, Octodontidae. Gene Ontology annotation, biological process: protein phosphorylation. The transcript is spliced from 19 exons. Gene Ontology annotation, cellular component: cytoplasm; neuron projection. Gene Ontology annotation, molecular function: ATP binding; calcium/calmodulin-dependent protein kinase activity; calmodulin binding. The coding region runs from base 214 to 1683 and encodes 489 amino acids. The record is from RefSeq and is a predicted model, not a curated record.